Messenger RNA from Uncinocarpus reesii 1704, 3564 nucleotides. RefSeq lists its product as uncharacterized. The transcript has 2 exons. NCBI's taxonomy places the organism in Eukaryota, Fungi, Ascomycota, Eurotiomycetes, Onygenales, Onygenaceae. Bases 1 to 3564 code for a protein of 1187 amino acids. The record is from RefSeq and is a predicted model, not a curated record.
AUGAAUCGAUUUAGAGCCAAGAAGAAGCUCAAGGACGAUGGCGACUCGGAGACACAUGCGUUACCCUCUUUUACAUUCAGAAAAAAGAAAAACCAGAUCGAGUCCAAAUCAGAAAUCGAUCUCUCAGCGGCCUUGCCAUCGGCAGAUGACUUUCGGACGAGUCUUUUGAUGCCAAAUUUAUCAGCCCGAUUUAGCAUGCUCCGAGAACAAGAUGACCCUACAACGAAGAUUGGGAAAGCAAACGACGAUAGCGUUCUCUUCCCUAGAAGAGCUUCGAGGCUCAAUUUGUUCGCGCAUAACCCUUUGACAGAUAUCGCCGAAGUUUCGUCUCUUAGUGGUUCAGCAAGGCCAUCACUUAACCUGUGUCGCACGUCUUAUGUGUCUGGUGAAGGCUCCCACACCGAUGAUGACUCUUCACAAAGUGUUCUGAGUAGACCCAGGCCCGUCGAAGGCAACAACCUGUUCGGAGGGCGCCAAAAAAUUUACAAGAUUCCCGUUAAGAAUUCGUCAACGUCCGAAUUCCCUCCUCUUGAAGAAAGGAGGCCAAGUGACGGUUUGGGAAAGGCUUCAUAUGAGGACGAUAUGCCAGUCUCGACCUUUCAGCAACUGAAGGAGAACGAACGUGAACGACAAACUGGAGAGGCUAGCGAUCUACGUGAGGUCGCCCAGCGAAUUGAAGACGAGAUUUUAGCCAAAUUACCGGGUGAUCAGCCUAUUACUGCUACUCAAGGCAUCAAUUCUCAAGCUCAUACCCCUGAACAUGGAUCGGCCUCUUCCACUCCAGUAAGGCACAACUUCUCCAACUUGGAGAGGAACCCGACCAAAACACGCCGGUUGUAUGGACAGGGCCUCGAGGUACAGAACCAACAAAAUAUGACUCUCGAUAGGAUUGAAAGUCUAAGCCGAAAACCUAAGAUUGCAGAUCCCACGCAAAUGACGCGGUCACUCUCUAAGAGUGCUGUUAGCUUAAAUGAAAAGUAUCAAAAACUUGGGCCAGUGUACGCAUCGUCUAACUUUCGUCCAAACAGUCCUCCUCUGUCAGCAUCCUCAGUUUCUGGGAACGAAUUAAGCAGGAAAACUGCCCCAGCGAACAGCACUAGCCAGGGGUACCAGAUUGCCGCCCCCCUAAGCCCACCUUUGAGUGAAAGUGGAGAAAUAUCACCACUUGCAGCCGCCCUUCAGCCUGAGGAUAGAGGCAAGGCCACGGCUACCGGGUUGUUUAACAAACCAUCCUCUAAGUAUGACGAGAAUCAAUUCCAACAACGCCAGGUUCAAAUGUACGAAGGCAAGAAUACGCUCCCAUACCGUCGCCCCGCGCACGGGCCUGAGACUGAAAAGACCGGACGACCUCGAGGUUUGUCUACAACCAGUUACCGUUCUAGGGCCGAAUCAGCCGCAUCGGCGUACAGUGGCUCCCAAGAUGGGCAUCCACCUCGACUGACGCAAAAUCUCCGCAGAGGAUCUCCGCCACGUGCUGAAAAUGGGACCUUCUUGGCAAAUCUUAGCGAAAGCGAGCCAGGCAGUGAUGUUGAAGGAGAUGUCGCCUCAAAGUCGAAAGUUAUGCCCACCGCUCCGAAGUUUGAUAGCACUUAUGCGAGUUUGAGGAGCAGUAGUGAGUCCAGUGACUCAGGUCCGUAUGGGCAACCCAGUCGAUCGCUAUAUUCAACUCAGGCUGAGUUGAAGCGUUCGGAAUCUCGUGAUCUUAAAACGAUCAAUGAAAUUGAGACAGUGGACGCUUUGUCACCCGUUCGUGAGGGACGGUCAGAAAAACCAAAGGAUUCACCUACACUAGGGCCAUCCGAAGCAGGCGGUCUCAGCGGGUUAAUCCGAAUGCAUCUGAGGCACGACAGCGAUAAAUCUUCAAUCUUCCCCCCUCCUUCUCCGGGCCUGCCUCCCAGUUCCUUCGAUAACAACCGUGCUAUUAAUCCUUCAAUCCAAGCAACCAGAGAAUCGAGCCAUUCUGCUAGCAUUCACAGUAAUCCAUGGGAGCUUGACGAGUGGAGCAAGCCUUCUCAAACUUCUGAAAGGUCGAAUCAUUCCCCUCCGCGGCCAUUCCAACACCCAGACCAGCCACCGCAUCAACAGCAAAGUGGAUUCUCGGCCAUGUCGUUGAGGGCGAAGCAGAUGUUAGAUCAAGCAAACGCUCUCAGCGGACAAGGACAUACGUUUGACACCCGAGAGCCCAGUAACCGACCCCUGCUACAAGGACCGAGCGCGUCUUGGCAAGAGGGAGUCCCACAGCAUCGCCGGGGUGGCAGUUCGGAGACCCAAAUGGAGAGAGAGGAAUUGGCACAUGAAUUAGCCGAGAGGCGAAGAAAAGUCCAUGAAAAGCUAAAGAGCUUUGCAGAAAAUGAAAGCAGCAGAUCAGCCAGUCCAACAUCUGGAGGAUUUAGAGAUAUUGGCCCCGGAAAAGCUGGAAACGCAUUCGCUAUGCUUAAGACCAAGGCUUCUAGGAGCAAUGCCCUACAUGAUGUACCUCAACCGAAACCACUUAAAAUACUAGGCAUGGAAAGCACUGCUCACAAUGCUUCUGCGCCUAAUCUAGCAUCGAACAACGAAUUUUGGCGUGACGACGAAGAAAAACGACUCCGCGAUUAUGCGAAGCAGCCUCGAACUUCGUCGCCUCAUGUUACUGUUCGCCAUGGAAGGCCACACCCGCAACAAACACAAUCCACCCCCCGUGGUAGCCAUGAAGAAGCUCCAGAUACCUUCCGCGACGGACUAUCUUCCUCUUGGAGACAGCCGCGUAGCGCAAGGGAUAGAUCAACAUCAGACGCCUCUGGCCGAUCUAAGAGUCGUCCAAGACACCGCGAUGACCUAGAGAAUCUCGGAAGAAUCACGGAUAGUCCGCAACACAGACCCGCCGGCGAGGAAAACAGGCAUUAUAGAGGAGCUCCUUCAGGACCUUCUUCCACGCGACCCUCAGCCGAGAGUGAGCGGCUUCAACCCGAAAGUCAGUCUAUGGGGAUUGGUUCCUCUCCACGCCCUUCGCCGAUAACUCCGUAUUCAGCCAAUGCAACUCCGCCCCUAUAUGAAACUUCUCCCGUAAAUUCAUCUAUGCCUACACCCACGUUCGGCGGCACCCCUCCACCAGGCCAGUCGGCGCAAUGGAAUCAAAGCCUCGGCUCUCACAAACGAUUUGUUGACAAAUCGCUGAUUUCUGAACCCAAAUUCGUCUCCAGCACGUCCAAUGUCCCAACUGUCGGCCUCCCGCCGGGUGCCAGUCUCAGUAACGGAAGCUCAACUCCCCCAGUCCCUCCCAUGAACCCAAGAAGACGGCGACCGACAGCGACCCAGACCAUAUUGGGCGCUUUCAAGGGCUCUGAUAGACUUGAUACUGUAACGAUGCCAAUUUCCUCGGGUAAAUCCCAGGAGGAACAGAGCACGUUCUCAGACGAAGAUAAACGGUCCCGACCGCGCCAACGGCUACGCAAGAUAUCAAGUGAGGGCGGGAAUCUCAAUGCCAAAGCUCGCCAGCAAGCUAUGAUGGCGAAAUCCCCAGCUAUACCACAAGUUCCAACGCCUGUUGGAACGCCAGUACGAAUGGAGGGCGGGAUGUUCUAA